GAGAGCGUGAAGGUGCUGCGGCUUACUCUGCCGAAUGACCUCCCGGGCGACAGACGCGAGCAGGUGAAGCAGAAGCCGGUGGGAAAAGCCUUUGCCAUGGUGGCCAACAGAUCCAGCAACGGUCACUCCCUGGCCUCCGAAUGCAUCAAGUCCAACGACGGCGAUGAGGAGAUCAUCAAGGUUUACCUGAAGGCGCGGGCCGAGGGCAGCGUGAACCACGAGGAGCACGUCAACCAGCUGAAAAGCGAAGUUCGUUACAUUCAAGAGGCUAGAAGUUCUUUGAAGAAGCUGCGGGAAGACUUAAGUAGUAAACUUGAGAACAGACAAGGAGCUAAACAGCAUGCACAGGUCGUGCUGGAAAAGCAGAACGGGAGCUGCCUGUACCCCGAGAGGCUGCAAGCCGAUUCCUGGGAGGACCAGGAGGACGACUGCUCAGGUGAAGACGUAGAAAAGAUCCGACAGACAGCAAAGAGGCUGUUCGCGAAGCUGCAGGAGGCUGAAAAGCACCAUCAGUUGGAAAAACAAGCUUUUGAGAGGACGGUCUCGCAGUACCAGGAGGAAGCGGAGCAGACGAGCUCUGCCCUGCGCAGAGCGGAGAAGAGCGUGGUGGAGAAGGAGGUGCAGGUGGAUGAGCUGCAGAGACUCCUGGCAGGGAUGGAGAAGGAGCACAGGAGUUUGCUGCUGAAGAUGAAAGAAGGCGAAGCAGAGCUGGCGAGGCUGAGAAGCGUGGAAGGCGACAAGCUCGCCGAACAAGACCGGUCAGCCCAGCUGGAGAAGGAGGUGGCCAUGCUGCGGGAGAAGAUACACCAUCUGGACGACAUGCUGAAAAGCCAGCAACGCAAAGUCCGGCAGAUGAUCGAGCAGCUCCAGAACUCCAAAACGGUGAUUCAGGCCAAAGAUGCCGUGAUCCAGGAGCUGAAGGAGAGAGUGGCUUACCUGGAGGCUGAGAACCUGGAGAUGCACGACCGCAUAGAGCACUUGAUCGAGAAGCAAGUCAGUCGGGGCGGCCACAGCUCCAGAGCACGCUCGAAGUCGGAGUACGUGAGCAGCAAAAGACUGACGGGCCCCAAGCCACUGCCUCUCAUUCGAGUAGUGGAAACAUGA
Molecule: messenger RNA, 1104 nt
Organism: Balearica regulorum gibbericeps (East African grey crowned-crane)
Lineage: Eukaryota; Metazoa; Chordata; Aves; Gruiformes; Gruidae
Source: RefSeq, a predicted model, not a curated record